AUGGGCUCAGAGGAGAAGGAUAUCGGCAUUUCCUCUGGUGUGGAAACCAACACCGACAUGAGCAAGAUAAAACAUGUCGACUCCACCAUAGAGAAGCAUGCACACGAUGCCGAUGAGGCUAUGAAGGUCUUUGACGGUCUUCAUGGCGAAACUAUCGAGCUAGACGAGGCCACAAAUCGCCGCUUGUUAAAGAUUAUUGAUUGGCAUAUGAUGCCUAUCAUGUGUUUGGUCUAUGGCAUGAAUUAUCUUGAUAAAACGACUCUCUCCUAUGCUAGUGUUAUGGGUCUCAAGAAGGAUCUGAAUCUCAAGGGAGACCAGUAUCAGUGGCUUGGGAGUUUGUUCUACUUUGGCUAUCUCGCUUGGGAAUACCCGACCAACCGCCUCCUCCAGCGCCUCCCACUAGGAAAAUAUUCUGCGGCCUGUAUAUUAAUCUGGGGAUUGAUCCUUAGUUGUUUUGCCGCUGUCAGCAACUACUCCGGUGCUAUCGCCAUCCGCUUUAUGCUCGGAGUGUUCGAAGCCGCUGUGACACCAGGUUUUGCACUUUUGACUUCCCAGUGGUACACAAAACAAGAACAAGGCAGCCGCGUUAACAUCUGGUUCAGCUUCAACGGCGUAGGCCAAAUCUUCGGCGGAGUAGUCGCCUACGGCAUCGCCGUCGGUGCCGAAAAGCACGGGUCCUCUAUCGAUCCAUGGAAGAUUAUUUUCCUCGUCACUGGUCUCCUCACCAUCUGCUUGGGAUUGGUUUUCCUCUGGAUUGUACCUGACAACCAACUCAAUGCACGGUGGUUAAAUGAAGAAGAUCGGGUCCUGGCUGUUGCCCGUGUAAGGGUCAACCAGCAAGGCAUUGGGAAUAAGAACUUCAAAUUGUAUCAGGUCAAAGAAGCGCUUUUGGACCCGAUGACAUGGGCUUUCUUCUUUUAUGCUUUGAUUGCUGAUAUUCCGAAUGGGGGUAUUACCAAUUUCUUCAAUCAGUUGAUUGCAAGCUUCGGAUAUACUGAUCAAGAGAGUCUAAUUCUGGGUAUCCCUGGCGGCGCAGUGGAAAUUAUUGCGCUAUUGCUCAAUGGCUAUGUCGGACAAAUCACCGGUCAACGUGUUCUGGCCAGUUUGGGUGGGCUCGUCGCUUCAAUUGUGGGGAUGUUGCUCAUUGUCGCUCUACCCCUAUCAAACAAUGUUGGUCGUUUGAUUGGUUACUACCUCACACAAGCCAGCCCGACACCUUUCGUGGCAUUACUAUCGCUGAUUUCUUCUAAUGUCGCGGGAUAUACUAAGAAGACAACAGUGGCAGCUUUAUAUUUGAUUGGAUAUUGUGCCGGAAAUAUUAUCGGCCCACAAACCUUCCGUCCACAGGACGCUCCCCGCUAUGUCUCCGCUGAAGUGACAAUUAUCGUUUGCUGGGGUGUCUGUUUAUUCCUGUUGGUCGGUGUGUGGAUGUGGUAUCGCCGUGAGAAUGCGAAGAAGCUCCUUUUCACUGCUCGACCAGAGUAUGUGAGACUUGAGAAUCAAGAAUGGCUUGAUUUAACAGAUCGGGAGAAUCCUGAAUUCAUUUAUUCUCUUUAA
Molecule: messenger RNA, 1557 nt
Organism: Penicillium griseofulvum
Lineage: Eukaryota; Fungi; Ascomycota; Eurotiomycetes; Eurotiales; Aspergillaceae
Product: allantoate permease family MFS transporter
Exons: 7
Coding region: 1-1557 (518 amino acids)
Biological process (GO): allantoate transport; dipeptide transport; transmembrane transport
Cellular component (GO): plasma membrane
Molecular function (GO): allantoate transmembrane transporter activity; dipeptide transmembrane transporter activity
Source: RefSeq, a predicted model, not a curated record